Molecule: messenger RNA, 3085 nt
Organism: Poecilia latipinna (sailfin molly)
Lineage: Eukaryota; Metazoa; Chordata; Actinopteri; Cyprinodontiformes; Poeciliidae
Gene: zbtb42
Product: zinc finger and BTB domain containing 42
Exons: 2
Coding region: 181-1761 (526 amino acids)
Biological process (GO): regulation of transcription by RNA polymerase II
Cellular component (GO): nucleus
Molecular function (GO): DNA-binding transcription factor activity, RNA polymerase II-specific; protein binding
Source: RefSeq, a predicted model, not a curated record
CACACACACAGCAGCGCUGUGAGCGCAGCCUGCCUGCCUUCCCAGGGUCGGGACUGGAAGCCUCAAGAAACGGCAAGAAGAAGCGAACAUCUGGCCGUACAUCAUGAGAGCACCCCGGAGCUUGUAGAAGGGGAGGAAAAAGACGACGAUAGGAGCGGUAGUACAUGUUAUGAAGGAAGAAUGGAGUUCCCAGACCAUAGCCGCCAGUUGCUGCAAUGCCUGAGUCAGCAGCGUCACCAAGGCUUCCUCUGUGACUGCACUGUUCUCGUCGGGGAGGCUCGGUUCAAAGCGCACAGAGCUGUGCUGGCCUCCUGCAGCAUGUACUUCCACCUCUUCUACAGGGACCAGCUGUACAAAAGGGACGUUGUGUAUCUCAACAGUGACAUUGUGACGGCUCCGGCUUUCAGUCUCCUCCUUGAAUUUAUGUAUGAGGGGAAGCUGGAGUUUAGCGCGCUGCCCGUGGAGGAUGUUCUGGCCGCAGCCAGCUACCUCCACAUGUAUGAUAUAGUGAAAGUCUGCAAAGGCAAACUUAAAGAUAAGGAACUUUCCUCCCUGGAUGAGAAGCUAGGGGAGGGCCUGGGACUCGGCUGCGUGGACAGGGAGAACUCCUCAGAUGGUGAGCUGCACUGUAAGCAACUCAUUCAGCGACACAUUCAGGGGCUCCAAAGGGCCCCCCCGGCAGAAGACUUUGACACAGACAACAGUGAAGUCAGGCUGGCUGUCACUGAUUGUGAUAGGUCCAUGCAGAGCAGGCAGAAGGCGAACGGUCACUCCGGCAGGUCCCCGGACCUUGUAGGUGUCAAUUAUAUGUCAGCGGAGGCCGAGACCUGCGUCCAAACAGCUGGAAAAACAAAAGCUGAUGUCAGUAGCUCCACCGUAUUGCUGUCCCAGAGGUCCUGCGCUUCAGAUGACAUGGACUGUGCGCUGGAUUUGUCUUUCAAGCCUCUGUCUAGCAGAGAUCUCUUACACCCCUCCUACGUCUCGGGACAGCUGGCCCUCGACAGCCAGCAGCAGGGCACUGAGCCACUUGUUAAAGACGAACACGACUUGCUGUCAGAGCAGGAGGACAGUGAGCCGAUGAGCCCUGAGAGCCAGCGCUUUGGGAAUAGUGCCAGGAGCUCAGUGGUGACAGGGUUCGCUGCCCUCUUCCCAGGCAACAACGGUGCUACAGCCGCCCUGCUCUCAAAGGAGGAAGACCUGAUGGACGAGGAGGGGGAGGCAUGCGGGAGGCGGGAGGGCGCCCCAGGCGGCGAGCCGGACAGGAGGGGCGGGCUACUGGGGAACAGUGAGGAAGAGGAAGAGGACGACCUGGCCUCCUCCGACAUCUCCACCUCCAGCGGGGUGCUUCUACCUCCGGGGCAACAGGUGUGCGUGUGUCCCCUCUGCAGCAAAGUCUUCCUCAGCCCCCACGUGCUGCAGCUGCACCUCAGUUCGCACUUCCGCGAGAAGGACGGCGCCCGCUCCAAGCUGUCCCCGGACGGUUCCGUCCCCACGUGCAUGCAGUGCAACAAGACCUUCUCGUGCAUGUACACCCUGAAACGCCAUGAGCGCACCCACUCUGGCGAGAAGCCUUUCACCUGCGGCCAGUGUGGCAAGAGCUUCCAGUACUCCCACAACCUGAGCCGGCACGCGGUGGUCCACACGCGCGAGAAGCCUCACGCCUGUAAGUGGUGUGAGCGGCGCUUCACCCAGUCCGGGGACCUUUACCGCCACAUCAGGAAGUUUCACUGUGGCCUUGUCAAAACUCUUGCCAUUGGAUAAAACACCUCUCACCAGUGCCAUAUCAGACAGAAUGUCCUUUCAUACACUGACUACUACUACUGAACCAGUUUUGCUGUUCUUAUACACAAGUUGGCAGUUUUUUAAAGACAUAUCUUAAGUUUAUAAAGAUGUAGCAACUUUCAAACUGGAGCUGUUUCUUGUGCUGGACUGUGUCAGAGGCUGCUGAGAUUACUGGAUCUGUGUCAGAAAGAGUUCAACAAAUCAGAUGAUGCACUUGAUAUUUUCUGUCUUGUUUAUUGUCAAUCUGUUGAGCUUAUUUGCUGAAAGGUUCAAAUCCUUUUGGCAAUGCGCAAUGCUUACACACAAUCGUCAAGAGAGAAAGAGAAUGAGUUUUGUUUGUGCACAUGGGAGAUGAGAACCGUCCGUGAGUAGCAAUAUAUGAUUUCCUUUUUGAGCGCCUACAUUAUUUUAUUAUUUAUUUUGGGGCUUUUUGUAGCCCUUAUGCUAUCAUGAAGCAGAAACACAAAUGAAUGAAGUUUAACUACUGGAAGUUUGAGUUUUUACUGUUUAGUUUUGGAAAUGAAGUUUUUAUGUUGUCUGAAAAGAAGCAUCCAGGCCAUCAUAUGUAUUCUUUUGCCUUUUUGAUGGAUUAAAUUUCCAGCUCCUUUAGUUUUGAGCACAUGUUGGUGGAUUGGCCUUAUAUUUGCUACUUUAUAGAUGGAACAGAGAUGAAAAGUAGCAGAGAUGCACCGAUCACGAGUCUCUUGAUCAAUACUAAUUUCAGUUUUCCCACAAGGUCUGCCGAUACCGAUUCUUGACAGCUAUUUUUUUUAACAUUCUGGACGAUAAUACCCUGAAGUACAAGUAGUCUAACAAAAACAUCAAGUAUUAUACGAAUAUCCCAAAUAUCCACAUUUUUUUUAUUAAAGCAUGUAGUCCUAACCAUCUGUAUUUUUCUCUGAGUUAAACUGAACAAAGUGCACCAAAGCAAAUGCUGUUAAUGCAUUUACAAACUUAGAACACUUUUAGUUGCAUUUAUUAAGCAGGAAAAAAUAAAAGCUCAUUAUUUUACCUGCUGACCACCAGUCAGAAAAGACUGGGGAGACUGGCCUCUUUAAACUAGCGAUUGAUCGGUUUGUCGCUAGCGAUUUAAAUAAUCUUUAGACACUAAAUAUAAUCCAUCCAACAAAAAUAUUUAGUUAGAGAAGUUUCUCUAUUUGUAGGCAGCAGACAACGGCAAGAUUAUCUGCAUAACCUAGCCGAAAAUGGUUCGUCUACCCUGUUUUUCUCAUACUAGGACAUCAUAGACCACAAACUGCCUGUAAUGUUUUUUUUUUUUAGUUUUAAUGCAUGUUAUGAAUUG